This is a messenger RNA of Phyllotreta striolata, 726 nucleotides long. The record is from the annotation of a GenBank genome assembly. Lineage: Eukaryota; Metazoa; Arthropoda; Insecta; Coleoptera; Chrysomelidae.
AUGGUUACCUUAUUAGAAGUUUUGCUAAGCUUUUGCAUUUGCUGUACAUUAGUAAAUCCUUACAGCAUAGGAGUCGUCGAUCGUCUAAUUCAAUUAGUAGAUAAAGCGCAAGGUUUCAAUCUACUCGCGCCCGAAAACAAUCACGAUAAGGACUUCACGAGAGGAUUGUUUGCCGUAAACGAAUUCGAUCGAGGUAGGGACCCCCCUUUUCUGAUCGAACCCCCCGGUUUUAAUUACACCAUAGAGAACCGAUUGGGCCAAUGGAUCCUGUACAGUCAUUCGAGCUUCGAUUACGAGAAGGAUCCGAGAUCGUACGUGAUACGCGUCGGUUUCGGCUACGGUGAAUGGAAAAUCCUCAAGUUGCUCAUACAGAACAUCGACGAUGAGCCGCCCGCGCUCGUCUGUCCCGAUAACAUCACCAUGGUGGAAAACUUGUCGUAUGAUGUGAACAAUUCCUCUGCGAUAUGCUGGCUCUCUGAUCCCGACGGGUUUUUGAAUCAAACGACGUUUAAACUGACUGGCACUUACAGCGACAAUUUCGAAAUGAAAUUACCGGUAAAAUACGAUGAAUUCGCGCAAACUACAGAAGCGAUUAUAACGAAGAAAGCGUUCGAAAGCGAUGGAGAUGUCUAUCUAACUAUACAAGCGAAGGAUGGGGCUGGUCACAGUACUGUCCCGAAAGCUAAGAUCGACGUGAAAAUCAAAAUUAUAAAAGAUACCAAAUAA